Ziziphus jujuba (common jujube) is the source of this 1851-nucleotide messenger RNA. RefSeq lists its product as uncharacterized. Gene Ontology annotation, cellular component: lipid droplet; membrane; cytoplasm. NCBI's taxonomy places the organism in Eukaryota, Viridiplantae, Streptophyta, Magnoliopsida, Rosales, Rhamnaceae. The record is from RefSeq and is a predicted model, not a curated record. Gene Ontology annotation, biological process: triglyceride catabolic process; lipid homeostasis. The coding region runs from base 190 to 1530 and encodes 446 amino acids. The transcript has 7 exons. Gene Ontology annotation, molecular function: triacylglycerol lipase activity.
AUACCUCCAAAAAUACAAAACACAUAAAACUGCCAUGGAUUCUCUCCUCCCGCCAUGGCAUCCGGCAAAUCUGAAAACAACAAAAUCAAAAUAAUUCUAUAAAAACAAAUACAAUUCAGAUAAAAACUUAAAACAAAUACGAAGAAAAUCACAGAAAAGUAAAAAAACAAAAAAACAGAAAAAAAAAAAAUGUUAACGGGCAACAUUUUAACAAAAAGAGCCGUUUAUUCUGUUUCUUCAGCAUUAAUGGCUUCCUCUUCUCUCUCGUCUCUCCUCCUUCACCCCUUCUCUUCUCCUUCUAACCUUAACCCUAACCCUAAUCUCACCCACAGGUGCACCUUCCCUCUGCGCACUCCAAGGCAUACCCUCACCUUCUUCUCCCGCUCCAAUUCCUCUCCUCCCAAUCCCAGCACCGACCUCACCUCCUCCUCCUCUGACCCUCCUCCUUCUCCUGACUCUGACUCUUCUUCUUCUUCUUCUCCGGUUCCUACGACAACAACGACGAAGAAGUCCUUCGCCGUUGCCACCGGAGAGCUAUUUCUGGGCCUGGCUUCUCGGCUUAUUAUUCGGAGGAAGCCCAGCGAAGGCCCAAAUGGAGAGGCCGCCUCCUCCUCCGUCGCCAUGUUCGAAAAUUACGGUGCAGAUGAUGGUGGGAAGAACUCCAAGGAGAAAAUCGGGGCGGUUAUGGAGGACGAAAUUGAGCCCCAAGUCGUCUGGGAACAGCGCGUGAAGGAUAUCGAGGCUGAGAGGGAGCGGUGCGUGGUGACAAGCCCCGGCUUCAGUUUCUCCGCUGCUGGGCUCCUUUUUCCUUAUCACCUUGGCGUUGCUCGCUUUCUCAUUGAGAAUGGUUAUAUAAAGGAAACUACACCAUUAGCAGGUUCCUCAGCUGGUGCCAUAGUCUGUGCUGUGAUCGCCUCUGGAGCCAGCAUGGAAGAGGCCUUACUAGCUACUAAAAUACUGGCUGAAGAUUGCCGGAACAAAGGGACUGCAUUUCGGCUUGGGGCUGUUCUACGGGAUGUUCUUGACAAGUUUCUUCCCAAUGAUGCUCAUAGUAGAUCUAAUGGGAGAGUUCGUGUUGCUGUGACCCAGAUUCUCUGGAGGCCGAAGGGACUAUUGGUGGAUAAGUUUGAGUCAAAGGAAGAUCUCAUCAAUGCAGUUUUUACUUCUUCCUUUAUUCCAGGAUAUCUUGCACCAAGACCAGCAACGAUGUUCCGUAACCGCCUUUGCAUAGAUGGGGGUUUAACGUUGUUUAUGCCCCCAACAUCUGCUGCACAAACGGUACGUGUUUGUGCUUUUCCGGCCAGUCGGUUGGGAUUGCAAGGAAUAGGGAUUAGUCCAGACUGCAAUCCUGAAAAUAGAGCUAGUCCCCGACAGCUUUUCAACUGGGCACUUGAGCCUGCAGAUGAUUCUAUUCUUGAUCAGCUAUUUGAGCUUGGAUAUCAAGAUGCUGCAGUGUGGGCUAAGGAGAACCCUGUCAGCAAAUUAGUUGAAGAUGGUAGUGCCUUUCUUGAGAAUGGCCUCACACAGUAGGUGAUAGAAAACACAUUGGUCUUUUUAUUUUAUUAUUAUUAUUAUUAUUAUUAUUAUUAUUUUUUUUUUUUUUUUGGUGGAUCCCUGUUUAUAGUGAAUGAUGCAUAAAUUUGCAAAGUAAAUGUUGAAGGGAUUCUGUGUUAUAUUCAUUGGCUGGUAGGAAAGCCAAUUUUUCUAGAGGAUAGUACACAUUAUUGUAUUCAAUUAUACAUAACUGUAUAUUGUAUGUGUAUGGCAGGUUACCAAUAUUGCUACUAAUAUUGGCUGCUUUUGUAAAAAUGAAGACAGAUAAGAUUUAGUAAUAAUGAUCACAUUAUUUCA